Messenger RNA from Salvelinus fontinalis (brook trout), 1049 nucleotides. RefSeq names its product gastrula zinc finger protein XlCGF17.1-like. Lineage: Eukaryota; Metazoa; Chordata; Actinopteri; Salmoniformes; Salmonidae. The transcript has 2 exons. The record is from RefSeq and is a predicted model, not a curated record. Gene Ontology annotation, biological process: regulation of transcription by RNA polymerase II. The coding region runs from base 1 to 843 and encodes 280 amino acids. Gene Ontology annotation, molecular function: DNA-binding transcription factor activity, RNA polymerase II-specific; RNA polymerase II cis-regulatory region sequence-specific DNA binding.
AUGAACAAGGAGGAUGGCAUUGGUGUUUCUCUACAAGUAAGAGAGAAACAGCAGGAAGAUCUUGGAGCUAAGAGGUUUCACCACUGCCCACAUUGUGAUGAGAUUUUCCAAAUUCUAUCAAAGCUAAAAAUACACCUAAAAAUACACACAGGAGAGAAUCCGUAUUCCUGUACUGACUGUGGGAAGAGAUUCACAACAUCAAGGACUCUGACAGUUCAUCAGAGAGUGCACACUGGAAAGAAGCCUUACUCCUGCCCUGACUGUGGAAAGAUUUUCUCUCGACUGGGCCACUUAAAAAGACAUGAACAUAUACAUACAGGAGUGAAGCCUUACUCUUGCUCUGACUGUGUAAAAUGCUACACAACACCAACUGAGCUAGAACUUCAUCAGAGAGUGCACACUGUAGAGAAGCCUUACUCCUGCUCUGACUGUGGGAAGAGUUUCUCUCGACAGGGUUUUUUAAAAGCACAUGAACUUAUACAUACAGGAGUGAAGCCUUAUUCCUGCUCUGACUGUGGGAAGAUGUUCUCUCAACUGGGCAACUUAAAAACACAUGAACGUAUACAUACAGGAGUGAAGCCUUACUCCUGCUCUGACUGUGUAAAAUGCUUCACAACAUCAACUGAGCAAAAAGUCCAUCAGAGAACACACACAGGAGAGAAGCCUUACUCCUGCUCUGACUGUGUAAAAUGCUUCACAACAUCAACUGAGCUAAAAGUCCAUCAGAGAACACACACAGGAGAGAAGCCUUACUCCUGCUCUGACUGUGGAAAGAGUUUCUCUCAAUUGUGCCACUUAAAAAGACACCAAGGUAAACAUAAAGGAGAGAAGCCUUACCACUGAUCUGACUGUAGAAAAUGUUUUAAAACAACAGCUGAGCUAAAAUGUCGUUAGAGAACAGACACAGGAGAGAAGCCUUACUACUCCUCUUAAUUUGACAAGAGUAACUCAAGUAAAAGUCUAAAGGUAUUUGGUUGUAAAUAUACCUUAGUAUCAAAAGUAAAGGUGAAUAAUUUCAAAUUCCUUAAAUUAACCUCUAACCGGGACGG